Messenger RNA from Fusarium mangiferae, 1662 nucleotides. RefSeq names its product putative proline-tRNA ligase. Gene Ontology annotation, biological process: prolyl-tRNA aminoacylation. The coding region runs from base 1 to 1662 and encodes 553 amino acids. Gene Ontology annotation, cellular component: aminoacyl-tRNA synthetase multienzyme complex; cytoplasm. The transcript has 2 exons. Gene Ontology annotation, molecular function: proline-tRNA ligase activity; ATP binding. NCBI's taxonomy places the organism in Eukaryota, Fungi, Ascomycota, Sordariomycetes, Hypocreales, Nectriaceae. The record is from RefSeq and is a predicted model, not a curated record.
AUGGAGGGCGCCGCCGAACAGUCCAAGAGCGCCUUGAAGAAGGCCGAGAAGCAGGCUCGUCUCGCUGCUGAGAAGGCUGCCAAGGCUGCUAAGCAGACCAACCUCCCCGUCGUCGGUGGAAAGAAGGCGGACGAGAUCAUUGGAAUUACAGUGUCCAAGGCCGAGAACUUCCCCCAAUGGUACCAGGAGGUCGUCCUCAAGGCCGAGAUGGUCGAGUACUACACCGAGAUUUCGGGUUUCUUCGUUCUCCGACCUCUUGCCAUGCACAUCUGGAACGAGAUCCGAAAGUGGUUCCAGGCUCACAUUGAGGAGAUGGGUGUGGACGAGACCAACUUCCCUAUGUUCCUGUCUUCCAAGUCGCUCGAGAAGGAGAAGGAUCACGUCGAGGGCUUCGCCCCCGAGCUUGCCUGGGUCACCAAGGCUGGUGACAAGGACCUCGAGGUUCCUGUUGCCGUCCGUCCUACCUCCGAAGCCGUCAUGUACCCCUACUAUGCCAAGUGGAUUCGCAGCCACCGAGAUCUCCCCUUCCGCCUCAACCAAUGGAACUCUGUCGUUCGCUGGGAGGCUAAGCAAACAACUCCUUUCCUCCGAACCCGUGAGUUCCUCUGGCAGGAGGGCCAUACGGCUCACUUGACUGAGGAGCUUGCUGGCGCUGAGGUGCUCGAGAUUCUUGAGCUUUACGCUGGUGUUUACGAGAAGCUUCUAGCUGUUCCCGUUGUUCGAGGCCGAAAGACCGAGAACGAGAAGUUUGCCGGUGGUUAUUACACCACCACUGUCGAGGGCUACAUUCCUUCCAACGGCCGUGGUAUCCAGGGCGCCACCUCUCACGCCCUUGGUCAGAACUUCAGUAAGAUGUUCGACAUCACUGUCGAGGACCCUGCCAACAAGGGCUCUCACAUUCACGUCUGGCAGAACUCUUGGGGUCUCUCAACCCGUGUCAUUGGUGUCAUGGUCAUGAUUCACGGUGACGAUAAGGGUCUGGUUCUUCCUCCCCGCGUUGCCAAGACUCAGGUUGUCAUCGUCCCUGUCGGCAUCACCAAGAAGACUACCCCUGAAGAGCGACAGAAGCACGAGGAGCAGGUUGAGGACAUCCGAGCCAACCUGAAGAAGGCUGGUGUUCGUGUCACCUCUGAUUGGCGAGAGGGCUACACUCCUGCUUGGAAGUUCAACGACUGGGAGCUCAAGGGUGUCCCUCUGCGUAUCGAGUUCGGUCCCAAGGAUGCUGCCAAGGGCGUUGUCAGCACUGCGCGACGUGACACCGGUGAGAAGGGAGAAAUUGCCAUCACCGAUGUCGCUACCAAGAUCCCCGAGCUUCUCGAGACCAUCCAGGCCGACAUGUACAGCAAGGCCGAGAAGUCUUUCCGAGAGCACCGACUCACUAUCACCAAGUGGGAGGAUGUUCUUCCCGCUCUUGACAACAAGAACGUUGUGCUCAUCCCCUUCUGCGGCGCCCCCAAGUGUGAGGACCGCAUCAAGGAGCUCACCACUCGCGAGGACCAGCCUGAUGUCCCCGAGAACCAGAAGCUUGCCACUAUGGGUAUGAAGAGUCUGUGUGUUCCCUUCGAGCAGCCCGAGGGUAUUGUUCCCGGUGAGACCAAGUGUCUCAGCCCUGAGUGCCAGGGUAACGCCGACAAGUGGACCAUGUUCGGACGAAGCUAUUAA